Molecule: messenger RNA, 2066 nt
Organism: Cicer arietinum (chickpea)
Lineage: Eukaryota; Viridiplantae; Streptophyta; Magnoliopsida; Fabales; Fabaceae
Product: protoporphyrinogen oxidase 1, chloroplastic
Biological process (GO): porphyrin-containing compound biosynthetic process
Cellular component (GO): chloroplast thylakoid
Molecular function (GO): protoporphyrinogen oxidase activity, oxygen as acceptor
Source: RefSeq, a predicted model, not a curated record
GGUGCACUGCAGUGUGUAAGAGGUAAUUGCAAUUUGCAAGCAAGCAGCUGUUUGGACAUUGGACAAGUAUUGGUUCUGUUAAAGAUAACGAAUAACGAAGUGGAACAUUCUUCCUCUAUCUCCAUUACUACCCGCCAUGGUCACACUUACCCUCUUCAACGACCUCCCAUUCCCACCCACUCAAACCCUUCUCCGCCCCUCUCUACAUUCUCCAUUUCAUUUCUCCUCGCCAAUUCCAAUAUCUAAAUUCCUUCGCAAUCACCAUAACCCUAUUCUCCGCCUCCGCUGCUCAAUUGCAGAGGAAUCUACCGCGUCUCCGACCAAAACCGCCUCAAAUUCCGGUUCCGUCGCCAGAGGCCAUUCACCUGUUGAUUGUGUUGUCGUAGGCGGUGGUAUCAGUGGCCUCUGCAUCGUCCAGGCUCUUUCCACCAAGCACGCCAAUGUUGCUCCCAACGUUAUCGUCACCGAGGCUCGAGAUAGAGUUGGCGGCAAUAUCAUCACCGUUGAGAGGGAUGGUUACCUCUGGGAAGAAGGUCCUAACAGUUUUCAGCCAUCUGAUCCUAUGCUCACCAUGGUGGUAGACAGUGGUUUGAAGGAUGAACUUGUUCUGGGAGAUCCUGAUGCGCCUAGAUUUGUGUUGUGGAAUGGGAAAUUGAGACCGGUGCCGGGAAAGCCGGCUGAUUUGCCUUUCUUUGACUUAAUGAGCAUAGGUGGCAAGCUCAGAGCUGGCUUUGGAGCACUUGGAAUUCGCCCUCCUCCUCCAGGUUAUGAGGAAUCAGUUGAAGAAUUCGUGCGUCGUAAUCUUGGUGAUGAGGUUUUUGAACGCUUGAUAGAGCCCUUUUGUUCAGGUGUCUAUGCUGGUGAUCCUUCAAAAUUAAGUAUGAAAGCAGCAUUCGGGAAAGUGUGGAGACUGGAACAAAAUGGUGGUAGCAUUAUUGGUGGGUCUUUCAAAGCAUUACAAGAGAAAAAUGGAGCUACUAAACCACCUCGUGACCCGCGUCUGCCAAAACCAAAGGGUCAAACUGUUGGGUCUUUCAGGAAGGGACUUACCAUGUUGCCAGAAGCAAUUUCUGCUAGGUUAGGUAGCAAGGUGAAAUUAUCUUGGAAGCUUUUAAGUGUUAGUAAACUGGAUAGUGGAGAGUACAGUUUGACAUAUGAAACCCCAGAAGGAGUCGUUUCUUUGCAGAGCAAGACUGUUGUCAUGACCAUUCCUUCCCAUGUUGCUAGUACAUUGCUGCGUCCUCUGGCUCCUACUGCCGCAGAUGCACUUUCAAAGUUUUAUUACCCUCCGGUUGCUGCAGUUUCCAUUUCCUAUCCAAAAGAAGCCAUUAGAUCAGAAUGCUUGAUAGAUGGCGAGUUGAAGGGGUUUGGUCAAUUGCAUCCACGUUCCCAAGGAGUGCAAACAUUAGGAACUAUAUACAGCUCUUCACUUUUCCCUAACCGAGCACCACCUGGAAGGGUUCUGCUCUUGAAUUAUAUUGGAGGGGCUACCAAUCCUGGAAUUUUAUCAAAGACGGAGAGUGAACUUGUUGAAGCAGUUGAUCGAGAUUUGAGAAAUAUUCUCAUAAACCCAAAUGCUCCGGAUCCGCUUUUUUUGGGGGUGAGACUGUGGCCUCAAGCUAUUCCACAGUUCUUAAUUGGACAUCUUGAUCUCCUAGAUGCUGCUAAAGUGUCUCUAAAAAGUACUGGGUUUGAGGGGUUGUUCCUUGGGGGCAACUAUGUGACUGGUGUUGCCUUGGGACGGUGUGUCGAGGGAGCCUAUGAGGUAGCAGCUGAAGUAAAUGAUUUUCUCUCGCAGAGAGUGUACAAGUAGUGGCAUAUUUGUUUUCAUGAAAUGGGUGGGACUUCAUGUAUUCCAUUGAAUUGAAAUGACAAAGUUUCUGUAAUUUAUUUAUUGUGUUAGGUUCUUGGUGGCUUCUGUUACAGGUAAUGUUUCGUAUACUUCACAUGCAUAUAGCAAGGUAGCUAUCACUUUGCCGCCCUCAUUUUGUAGAAUUUGACCUGUUAUAUGUAAAUCUAGACACUGCUUUGAAAUAAAUGCUUAAGUUACAUGAUUACAAGGUUUA